AUGCCACCCGAGCAGCAGGACCGGCGCCACCACGAGGAGGAAGACCUGGAGCCUUUGAUACCCUCGAAUAUUCUAGACCUAGCAUCUCAGAGAGUGUUUGUGGUCUCGUUCUUCAUAUUGAUCCAGAGUUGGAAAGUGUAUGAGGUCUUGCUAUUGAAGUCUGACGUGCCGAUCUCCGGAGGCUCAUUGGCACCUUCAAACAAUUUCACCUUCGUUUUGAAAUACGCCAUAAUUGAUGGUCUCUUCCUAUGGAUCCUACCAAUAUUGAGUAUUCCAUACUUGAGAUUCUCACCACUCAAGACGUUGAUUCUUACCCUCGUGUUGAACUCCGUUACAUUUUUUUUGGCCAGCAGUCAGACUGUGGUACUUGUGACCAGUUUUGUCAUGCCAGUUUGGAAGGCCAUCGCAUCCAAGAGAGAAUUAACUGUGGUGGGUGAUUCCGUUAAUUAUAACAGAGUGGUCGACAUGGAAUCUCAUUUUAAGGGAAAAUUAACUAUUCACUAUCUACCAGACUCUUCGGCAAAGUUCAAUCCUUUCCAUUUUGACAAGAUAUGUUUAGAGAGAUCAGAAAACCAACCAUUGGAAAUGCCAAUUGAGUUCAAUACUACAACUCAAUUAGGGUUCUUGCAAUUACAACAUAUCACACCUGAUAACAACGUGAAUUAUCUUAAUUACACAGCUAACACUCUCAAAAAGUUGGGUAGAAAAGAUCACUCCCACUUGGGGAGAUACCCGGACUACAAGAAUGACGAUUCCAGGAUUUUCUACCUUGAAAUACCUUUAAAAGAACCAGGGUUGUACAGGAUAUCAAAGGUCACAGAUAUCAAGAAUAUCAAUAUUAGAACUUACAAAUCUGAGUUCAUGAUCUCUCAUUGUCCUAGUUCCAAAUUCUCGUACCCUCCCAGUUUUGAUGAGUCAAAGAACUAUAAAUGUUUAUCAAAAACUGGAAAUGAAGAACCUCUUCAGCUUCCAUUGCUCAGUGUAUUUGGUGUCACCCCAGUCACCGUCAAGUUUAAUGUGAAUUUGAAUGGAAAACACUAUAAAACAAUCAAUUCCUCAGUGGGUGAGGUUACAACCAAGCCUUUACUCCAAUCAAAGAGGGAUGUAUCGUGGAUCGAUUCGCACAGUCUUACUCGUAAUACGUUAGAGCAGGAGAUUUUACAUUAUCCUGAAAUUAUGAAUGAUGCCAAAGAAGGGACCUUAGAGUUUCAACUAGUUGAAAUUAUUGAUCAUUUGGGUAAUUCUAAAAGAUACAAUCCUGCUUCUUCAGACAAAGAUGUUAGAUUUGAUUUUGAAUUGAAAAGUGUACCUUCAUUUGGCAUCACAGAUUAUGAUUCUAGUACCGAGCUUCUCAUCAAUGGAACCAAGACAAUUCAAAUCGUGGCUAAUCAAAAUUUGAAGGAUUCAGAAUUCCCAAUUACAGUCGAUAUCUCAUACACCAAUAAGGAAGAUGAAUUGCUCUCGCACACCAUUUCCAAAACAUUUAAAAGCUUAACAGACUUAAAACAAGGAAUUAUUGUCGAUAAAGCUGGAAGUUAUCGCUUGAUUUCUACUAAGAAUAGAUUCUGCUCCUGUGAAAUUUCAAAAUCUAAUGAAGUUUCUUUCAGUCAGGCAUUCCCACCAGAGGUGGGGAUUAACGCAGAACCUAUUGUCGAUAAAUGCCUUGGAACUACAGGAUAUACUUUCGAUUUAAGUCUAGUUGGAAGAGCACCAUUUCAAGUACAAUAUACCGUUUAUAAGAAGCAGGAAAAUGGUGCAUUACGCCCAGUUCAAUCAGAGCGGGGUACCGUGGCUAGAGUUUUGAGAACUUCGGAUAAUCAUCACACAUUCAAGUUUACUCCCACAGCCGAAGGAAAUUACGUGAUUAAAUUCAAAGAAUUGAGAGACGCCAACUAUAUUUCAACAGCUGUUAAGUUAGAUGAGGAUAAGUACACUUACCUGACAUAUUUCAAUCAAAUUUCGAAAGUGUCAUUCUUCGAGAAUGCCGGAAGGUAUAUUGAGACUAAGAAUAUUUGCUCAGGUGAGUCUUUGGAAAUUCCUCUUUACUUUACAGGUAAUGGGCCUUUCGAGUUUGAUGUUGAUUUUGUUGACCCUCAAACGAACAAAAAAUUAAUAAGUUCAGUUAAAGUGAAGGAUGCCAUGAAAUAUCUGAUUAAAUCACCAAAGCAAUUAAUUGGUAAGAACUAUAAGAUCAAAGUUUCCAAUAUUAAGGAUAAGUUUACCUGUGAUGCUCUUAUUGAUGAGAGAGAGUCAAUAACAGUUAAAAGUAGAUCUGAUAUUCCAGAAGCUCAGAUCCAAGUUUCCAGUGAGGUCAAAAUAGUUGAAGGAGAAUAUGCCAAUAUUCCCUUGGAUAUCAAGUCUUCCAUCGGAAGAACAUCGUCAGACAAGCUUGAAUAUAAGGUUGCUAACCUUUAUGACUCUUCAAAAAUUACUACUAGAAGCUUAAUUGGAUCGCUGAACUUGAAAGUGAAGGAAGAAGGUAUCUAUACCUUAGUCUCGUAUGAAAAUAGCGGUUGCCCAGGUGUAAUCACCAACAAGGAAAGAUCUGUGCUUGUUACUUACUAUAACAAACCAAACCUUACUGUGUCAAGCGAAAAUGUUAUGAAGCAACAUACAGACGAUUCUUUCAUUCACUUGAAUCCAUUGUGUCAAAAUUGCGAGAGCCUAUUAAAGUUACAAUUAGAAGGAGCAAGUCCAUUUGUGGUCGAUUACGAGAUCAAGUUUCCCAACGGCAGAUCAGAAUCGAAAUCUUUGGAAAUCAACAAGAAUGAUGUUACCAUUAAACUUCCAACAUCACACAGCGGCAGAUACGAAUACAGAUUUGUUGGAGUGUAUGAUAACUUAUACACGAAGAAAACCUAUAGAAAGGGAAAGAAGGAAUUGCCAAAUGUGAUGUAUGAAAUUAAUCCUUUGCCCAAUGCUAAGUUUGAAUCCAGUGAGCAAUUCUCGCAAGUAUGUGAAACUGCCCUUAACAAGAAGAAAGGACCAAUAGUGUCGGUUCCAAUGACCCUCAAAGGAAAGUAUCCUUAUCAAUUGAAGGCAUCGUUAACUCACGAAGAGACUGGCAAGACUAAGCAAAUUCAUAUCAAUGCUUUACAAGAAGCGAAAAUUCAUCUUGAGUCUGAAUACUUUGUUGGUUUGGGUGAACAUAUCUUGACCAUAAACGAAUUGACUGAUGCAAAUGGAUGUACAAGAAAGGAUUUUUCAACGUUGAAUAGUUACGUCAUUGUCGUUACUGAGGUUCCUAGUGUUGCAAAGAAGGGUCCAAAGGUUAACUUUUGUGUUGGAGAUCAUGUUGAAUACAACUUAACUGGUAUACCACCAUUUACUGUCUUCUACAAGUUCAAUGACAAUGCUAGAAAGGCAGAGCUGUCAUUUAACUUCAAGAGAUUGGCAUCUAAACCUGGUGCUUUAGUCAUUGACGGGCUUCAAGAUUCAUCGACCAGCAAAUGUUACGUUGAUUUAUCUCAAUCUCCCGAAGCCCAGGAUGAGUUGAGUGUGUAUAUUCACGACCUUCCCUCGGUUGAAAUUAAUAAGGGUGAUUACAUUGUGGAAGAUAUCCACGAAGGCGACCAAACCGAACUUUACUUCACAUUCAUAGGUACACCACCUUUCACCUUGACUUACACCAGAACUCUUGAGGUUCCAGCAAAAGGUAACAAGAAGGGUAAGCCUAUUGUUGAGAAGCACACCAUUGAGAAUAUUCACGAGUAUGAGUAUUCCGUAUUGGCAAGCUUAGAGGGAACAUAUGAGGCUGUUGAGGUCAAGGAUGCGUUCUGUACGGCCACCAAAUACGUAUAG
Messenger RNA from Suhomyces tanzawaensis NRRL Y-17324, 3801 nucleotides. RefSeq names its product Pom152p (gene POM152). The transcript has a single exon. The record is from RefSeq and is a predicted model, not a curated record. Gene Ontology annotation, molecular function: structural constituent of nuclear pore. Gene Ontology annotation, cellular component: nuclear pore transmembrane ring. Gene Ontology annotation, biological process: protein import into nucleus; nuclear pore organization. NCBI's taxonomy places the organism in Eukaryota, Fungi, Ascomycota, Pichiomycetes, Serinales, Debaryomycetaceae. The coding region runs from base 1 to 3801 and encodes 1266 amino acids.